UUUGUAGAUGGCGCUUAGUAUGUUGCAUGUUUUAGUCAAUCUGGUUUCCGCUUCCUAAGUUAUAUUGGUUUAAGUUUGGUUUGGCUCUUAGUUUUUUAAUUGUUAAAAUUAAUUUAAUUUAAUCAUGGUUGUUACCAAAACCGCCACUAAGAAAACCUCAGGUAAAUCUUCCACUGGUAAAGGUGGUAAGAAGAAGAGGGUCCACUGUAAAUUCAUCCUUGACUGUAGCCGGCCACAGGAAGACGGAAUUCUCAAUGCAACUGAUUUCGAAAAAUAUUUACACGAAAGGAUCAAAGUCAAUGGUAAAACCGGUAACUUACAAAACAACGUGGUCAUAGAAAGAAACAAGGCUAAAAUUAUUGUAACAACCGAGAUACCAUUUUCCAAGAGAUAUCUUAAGUAUUUGUCAAAGAAAUACUUGAAGAAGAAUAACCUUAGAGAUUGGUUGAGAGUAGUUUCUUCAGCUAAAGAUUCAUACGAACUCAAAUACUUCCAGAUCAAUAAUGAAGAGGAUGAAGAAGAAGCAUCUUGAUUGGAUUAUACAUCUUGUAAUUGGUAAUAAAAAGUAAUUGACACUAUCAAA
Tetranychus urticae (two-spotted spider mite) is the source of this 583-nucleotide messenger RNA. RefSeq names its product large ribosomal subunit protein eL22. The record is from RefSeq and is a predicted model, not a curated record. NCBI's taxonomy places the organism in Eukaryota, Metazoa, Arthropoda, Arachnida, Trombidiformes, Tetranychidae. Gene Ontology annotation, molecular function: RNA binding; structural constituent of ribosome. Gene Ontology annotation, cellular component: ribosome. Gene Ontology annotation, biological process: cytoplasmic translation.